GCAGGUGCUGUGGUACAGCUGCCCCUGGCCCAGUUAGAAGCACAGAGAGCUGAGUGAUCGCUGACGCCAGCCUGAAGGCAAACCUUGAGCUGUACAGAAGGAAGCAGUCAGUCUCUCCAAAGGGCUUAUUCCACUAGAAGCGCGAUGGCUGAACUCAAUACUCAUGUGAACGUCAAGGAAAAGAUCUAUGCGGUUAGAUCCGUCGUUCCCAACAAAAGCAAUAAUGAAAUAGUCCUGGUGCUACAACAGUUUGAUUUUAAUGUGGAUAAAGCUGUGCAGGCCUUUGUCGACGGCAGUGCAAUUCAAGUUCUGAAAGAAUGGAAUAUGACAGGAAAAAAGAAGAAUAAUAAAAGAAAAAGAAGCAAAUCCAAGCAGCAUCAAGGCAACAAGGAUGCUAAGGACAAAGCAGAGAGGCCUGAAGUGGGGUCCAUGCAGCCACAGCCACCAGUGCAGAACGGCCUGGCCAGCAGCUGUGAGAAGGACAGCUCGUCCACAGACUCGGCUGGCGAGAAGCCCGCUCUGCCCUCUCGGGAGAAGAGGAUCUCCAUCCUGGAGGAGCCACCCAAGGCGCCCCAUGGGUUCACAGAAGGCAGCAGGCUGCUACAGCAGAGACUGUCCCUAGAUGGGAACCCCCGAUCUAUCCACGGAGCCGCAGAGAGGUCAGAUGGCCCACAGUGGGCAGCCGAGCAGCCUUGGAGCCCGGGCAAGCCCAAGGCAAAGACUUCUCCUGUUAAGCCCAGUGCCCCUGCAGCUCAUCCUGAGAUGAAACCAGAUGAGCUGGCAAAGAAAAGAGGCCCAAAUAUUGAGAAAUCAGUGAAGGACUUGCAACGCUGCACUGUUUCCCUCACCAGAUACCGAGUCAUGAUCAAGGAAGAAGUGGACAGCUCCGUGAAGAAGAUCAAGGCGGCCUUCGCUGAGUUGCACAACUGCAUCAUUGACAAAGAAGUUUCAUUAAUGGCAGAAAUGGACAAAGUGAAAGAAGAAGCCAUGGAAAUCCUGACUGCUCGUCAGAAGAAAGCAGAAGAACUGAAGAGACUUACUGAUCUAGCCAGUCAGAUGGCAGAGAUGCAGCUGGCCGAACUCAGGGCAGAAAUCAAGCACUUCGUCAGCGAGCGGAAAUACGAUGAAGAGCUGGGGAAGGCGGCUCGGUUCUCCUGUGAUAUCGAACAGCUGAAGGCCCAAAUCAUGCUCUGUGGAGAAAUCUCUCAUCCGAAGAACAGCUACUCCUCCCGGAUGCCCUGCAGCUCCCUGCUGCCCCUGCUUAGUGCCCAUGCCGCCACCUCAGGGAGACAGAGUGGCUUCACCCGGAAGUCACCCAACCACGGCAAGGGCCCCGAGGGUAAAGCUUCCAACCCAAGACUGACGGGCGGUCUUCCCAGCGCCACGGAGCCCUCACACCAGGCCUUGCCAGCCACCAAGCAGAAUGGACCUUCCAGCCAAAGGCGGAGAUUUAAUCCCCAGUACCAUAACAGCAGGCUAAAUGGGCCCCCUAAGUCGCAGGGCGGCGGUAACGAAGCUGACCCCCUGGCAAAGGGCAGCACCCGACACGAACACAGGAGACAGCCGCACAACAGCUUCCGCCCCAAAAACAAAGGUGGCACCAAAAAUCAAGAGCUCCCCUUGGGGACUAAAACCCCCGAGGCCCCAGCCCAUCCUGAAAAGCUGCCACGGCGAAGACAGCACGCUGCUGACAGCUCUGAGGCCAGGCCUUUCCGGGGCAGCGUUGGCCGCGUCUCGCAGUGCAACCUCUGUCCCGCGAGAAUAGAAGUGUCCCCAGAUGCCGCAGUCCUCUCCGUCCCUGCUGUGACGCUGGUGGCCUGAGUGGGGAGAGAGCAGUCCUCACUCAGCUGGGUUCCCUGCCCCAGGUGCUGACCCAACUCGCUGCCAAAAGAGAAAUCAGUCAGAAUAUACAGGCCCCAUAUGUUAUGUAACCCUUGUAAUCAUUUUGACUAAUUCCCGUGCCCAGCUCUGCUUGCUUCGUAACCUCCAUGGCUUUGCUUGACCUGUUGGCAUUCCCUCUCAUCAAGACUGCACAUAUAGCCAGGCAGUACUGACCGCUCAUUAGGAGUCUGAGAUGUGGCUGGAGACCUAGGCCGUAGCCCUGAUGUCCUCCACAGAUGGUCGUCUUUAGUGAUUUCAUGUGGAAACAAACCCUUAACCAGGAGACAAACGCGGUCUGCUGAGACACACGCGUUUUUGUAGAAUUUCACAUCUCGUGUUUUUCUG
Fukomys damarensis (Damara mole-rat) is the source of this 2226-nucleotide messenger RNA. RefSeq names its product spermatogenesis associated serine rich 2 like (gene Spats2l). Bases 145 to 1821 code for a protein of 558 amino acids. The transcript is spliced from 12 exons. The record is from RefSeq and is a predicted model, not a curated record. Gene Ontology annotation, cellular component: cytoplasm. Lineage: Eukaryota; Metazoa; Chordata; Mammalia; Rodentia; Bathyergidae. Gene Ontology annotation, molecular function: protein binding.